Fusarium tjaetaba is the source of this 2292-nucleotide messenger RNA. RefSeq names its product heavy metal translocating p-type ATPase. Lineage: Eukaryota; Fungi; Ascomycota; Sordariomycetes; Hypocreales; Nectriaceae. The record is from RefSeq and is a predicted model, not a curated record. Bases 1 to 2292 code for a protein of 763 amino acids. The transcript has 2 exons. Gene Ontology annotation, molecular function: metal ion binding.
AUGCCGUCGAAGGAAGGUAAACCUACCAGCGCAGCGUCUACUAGGCGCAGGACAAACGACGACGCAAGUGGAAGCGACAGCAGCCAGUUCAAGUCAUCCAGUCGCGUCAACAAGCGUACAGACAGCGACAGAAAGCGAACCCAGAACCGAAUCGCUCAAAAAUGCCUUCGCGAGAGGCGGGCAGCGAGUGACCGCCAUAUCGCCAAUAUGCUAGAGGCGAUGCAGUUUGCCACAGAGACUGACCAGGCAAAGCAAUACUCGAAGCUACUCGACACCCAGGUGAAGCUCGUCAAAGAUAAUCAAGAGAUGGAAGAUGCCCUGUUCCGGAUGCGAAAGAAGCUGCUCAGUCUGAGCAAUGCAGCUGCCAAUGCAGCCGAGGAUCCCGUAUUCGACAUGAUCUUUGGCCGGCAGGCACCACGGGAGGAUUCAACCGGCGAUGAGCAGCGCCAGGAAGUGGUUGAAGAGGAUUCGGCGGAAAUCAAUCAACCAAUCGUGCCAGAUAUGGAACUUGAGGCUGCAGCCCCAGCGAUAGAUACAACAUCUCCAGAGACCCCUGGGGCUGUUGCUUCUGUACAGCUUGAUGCUUCAACUGAUACAUUGGAUACUAUUCAUGUCAUGUUUGACAAUUAUAUGCUGCCCAGGGCAGAAAGUGAUCCACAGCUAUCUCAGGCGGGUUCUAUCGAAUGCAGCUUCACCUUUGACGAAUCAGACCUACUACAAACCGGUGCAUUCUUGCAGCCACUGGAAGAGAGUUCCAGCCAAUGCAACAUGUUUGGUGAUGCUACUUCUGCCCCACCACAGAACCUCCAUGCCAUGUUACAGGUUUCGCCGUGGGACAUGUACUCCUUUGCACCAACUCAGAAGCUUACGGUCUAUUCGGGCGUGGAAUUUAGCAGGAAGAUACUGCAGGCUGCAUCCAUAUGCGUCUCCCGCAUCCGGCAGAUGGCCCUAGCCAGGUACCUGAGCACAGAUCUGAUCACCAAGCAGGUCGCCGUAGCGACCGUCAAUAUGCUCGGUACAAACUCUGGCCUGCACCAAUACCUCUACGACGUCAACGGGGCGGCCUGUAUGGAAAGAACUGUCUACUGGAGACUAACGGGGGCCCGGCGCUCUCUCGUGCCUGAACCAUUUCGCCCAACCCCUCUUCAGUGUAGCUCACUGGCCACCUCGAUUGGUCCCGUCAUUGAUUUCGUCAACUGGCCCGAGAUCAGAGAUCAGCUUAUCCUCGCGGGUGGGAACGUCGAUAUGGAUGCAUUCAGUAGAGAUAUUGUGCUCAACACUGUUAUUGAAGUGCCAGGGCGUAAGCUAGCUGUCAAUGUGUUUGGUCAGCACAGGCACCAGAGAGGCCGACAAGAGGACGACAUGCAGAACACAUCGCUUGGUAGCAACAGUAACUGCUCACCAGUGUCCACUUCGACUUCUGGGAUAAAGAUACCUACUUCGGCCCUCGAUGAGGGCUGGGUCUACUUUGAGAUUGACCGAACCGACAGCGACUUCCAGUCCUGGGCAGCGGAUCCAGUGGAGGAGGCUCUGUCACGGCGGCUCUGGCGCAAGGUGCAGCAGCUGACCAAGGGAAUUGACCCGAAUCUGUUCUUACAGAAUGAGAACUGGUUAGAGGAUGCUCCGCGCAAUACACCCCUUGAGUCAGCACUAAGACGCAUUAAUCCAAAGCUUUGUGCCGAGACGACAAGGCUAGGCCGUCUGCUGGGUGACACGCCCUCAUGGAAGUUGAACAAAGAAUUGGCCAAUAAAUACCCCGUCCUUGACUUCUCCUCAAUUGCUGAGACUGGUGAUGAUAUGCUCCCGUCAUAUUCACCCGGAUUCAUCGGUCAAUAUCGCCCAGAAUCAGAUGUUAAAGAUAUGAACUGUAAUCGGGAGGCCAAGUCACCCACUACGUCGAAUAGGUACUCAGCAUGUGUCCUUUCUCUCAAAGGCAUUACCUGCGGUGCGUGCAUUGCCCAGAUAGAAGCUACAGUGAACGAAAUACCAGGCGUCACAUCUUGUCGAGUUUCUCUGGCGCUUUCGAGAGCGAUAAUAGAAUACAAUGGCGAUCUGGUACAACCCUUGGCUAUGGUAUCCUCGAUACAGGGGACGGGCUAUGAUGCCUGGGAACAGCCACCAUCGCAAGGACAUCGCAACCUACAGGAAACAUUGAAGACUCUGGAGGAAUCUGAGGCUGCAUGGAACCAGACCAACAAACAACUUCGCAGUAACUUUGGCAUUACAAGGUCUCUAUCUGCCACCAUCUUUGCUGUCUCCGUCGCCGGCACCUAUGCUCGCAGACCCAUUUAA